AGAAGGUUUUCAUUUUUGCUGUUUCGCGGGAGUUAGGUUAAACCCUGCAACCCAACAUCCCGUAGGUUAAAUCCUGCAACCCAACAUCCCCUAAGUCGCUCGGCUGAUUCGAUCGACCGCUCAAGUGACAGGGCUCGGCCGGAUAUCUCGCCAUCUAUCUCGAAGCCAGUAGUCAGGCUCCCAUUCCCCUCCCCUCCUCGUUCGUAUAACUGUCUUCUAAUUAGAAGGCUUAGAUGGGCGGUAAGGGCCGACGGCGGCGUGAGAAGAACUAUCUGGCUGCUCAUGGUGGUGAUAAACGCCUUCCACCCCCGCCUACCGCUAAAGAACUUGAAGCACUUCCCUCGAAACUCCGCAAGAUCAUGGAGUUCAAGAACUCUUCUGGGUCAAAGCAUGGAGAUACGAUAAGUUCUGCGGAAACCAGACAAGGGAAGAGGAAGGAUGAAUCUUCCGGUAAAAAGAAGCCAAAUCUAAACGUAUCACGAUCAACAGCAUCCAAUUUAAUACUGGGAGACCAUACAAAUGAUAAAACAGAAAAUAAUCUUGUUAUGGACAAAAAUGGAAGUGCAGAAGUUAGCUCGGCUGAUACGAGGAAAAGAAAACGAAAGAGAAAUUCAGCGAAAGACCUCCGUUUUGAGGCUUUGGAUCAGCUUGGAAAACAUUCAAAGAGGAAAGAACGCAAGAAAGAAUACCUAAAAGAGAGAAAAAAUAAACACAAAAAAGUAAAGGCGAAUCAUGCACUGGACUUUCCAGGACGAGAAAAUAUCAGAUUUGGUGAAGUUGUUGAGGCUCCACCUAAGCUUUCAUUACCAAAGAUGUCAAAAACUUUAACAGUGGAUGCUUCGAAAGAAAGGCUAAGACAGCAAGCGGUGGAAUUAUACAGGAAGCGGAGAGGAUGGGAGUCCAGGCCUGGACUUAAACUUCCGUUGUAGAAACCACUCAUUUAUGACUGGUAAAUGCUUUCCAGAAUUUUUGUGAUUUUUUCAUGUUCUCUUUUAAAAGAAAAUAAGUUAAUACAGGUAAAAUUUUUUCCCAGAAUUUUAUUAUUUUGUUUUUGUUCUCUAUCUGUUUGUAUGCGACUUUGCAUGUUUGUAAGAACUUUGGAAUUUUUACUUGUGCUCGUUAGGUUUUCUUUGGUCAAGGGCUGUAACGGUUCCAUAAGAAGUUGUAUUUCUCUGGUUUUCAGUUAAAAUUUGCUCCUUUUCAUAG
Messenger RNA from Dendrobium catenatum, 1206 nucleotides. RefSeq lists its product as uncharacterized. Lineage: Eukaryota; Viridiplantae; Streptophyta; Magnoliopsida; Asparagales; Orchidaceae. Bases 234 to 929 code for a protein of 231 amino acids. The transcript has 5 exons. The record is from RefSeq and is a predicted model, not a curated record.